This is a messenger RNA of Trichogramma pretiosum, 4786 nucleotides long. It is a transcript of the gene exd, whose product is annotated as homeobox protein extradenticle. The transcript is spliced from 7 exons. Gene Ontology annotation, biological process: animal organ morphogenesis; embryonic organ development; regulation of transcription by RNA polymerase II. The record is from RefSeq and is a predicted model, not a curated record. Bases 1795 to 3027 code for a protein of 410 amino acids. Gene Ontology annotation, molecular function: RNA polymerase II cis-regulatory region sequence-specific DNA binding; DNA-binding transcription factor activity, RNA polymerase II-specific. NCBI's taxonomy places the organism in Eukaryota, Metazoa, Arthropoda, Insecta, Hymenoptera, Trichogrammatidae. Gene Ontology annotation, cellular component: nucleus.
UACUUACACACACACAGACAGAUACAGUCGCAGCAUAUACAAUAAGGCGCGACUUUUUUUUUACCUUCUUCUCUCUCCCCGUGUGCAUAUACACUGCGCACAGCGUGUCAUCGUUCGCCAAGAGAGCGAGAGAACAUUUCGUUUGUUUAUAUACGUAAAAAGGAGGCAUCGCCGAGUUGUCGCUGUUAUAUUAUUGGCUAACUUAUAUUAGGAGGCUCGCGUGCAGUGCGUCACAUUGUUGUACUACUACACAGUGCAGCGAGUCUGCUGCUGCUGACUGUUUGUUUGUUGUCUUAUAACGUGUGUUUUGUUACGUAUCAUCGACAGGACACGUGAUAAUUUAAAGUGCCAUAAUAAAAGUAUAGCUAUAAAACAACGUAAACACGUUGGCGAAAAAUCACAACGAUUGACAAUCAUUGUAUGUAUACGAUAUAUUAAUUGCGGAGCAUAUAAGAGAGAGAACGUAUCAUUAUAUACACAGUGUAUACGACAUAUAUGUAGUGUAUAAGGCAACAAACAGUAUACGCGAUAUUUAAGAGGGGUACGUACUCUCGAUAUAUACUGUAGCGUAAAGGAAUAACACGGUAUAAACGCAUAUACGCGACUACACAUUCUGACAUGUCUAUAUAUACGACAUAGGCGCGCGAAGCGGCAGGCGAAGUUCGGAGCAGCAAACAGAAUCAUCGUUCGCAGCAGAGAGGAAUCAGAGUGUCUGUGUGUGUAUGUGUGUGCGCGCAAAAGAGAAGGAGACAUAAAGAGCGCGAGAAAGAAAGAGACGGACUCAUUGCGCUGCCGAUGCGCAUAAGUCAGUGUGUGUGUGUGUGCGUGUAUUUUAGUGUAGAGCCGCCGCCGCCGUAGUCGCGCACAAUCCAGCGCAGCGCAGCAGAGAACGUCGCGCGAAGAUACAGCGCGCUGGGGAGAGCACCAAAAGCUGCUGCUGCGAAAUUUCAUCGACUCGCCGCGCGUACUCGCAUUUAAUAAGUGUACGCGUAAACACACGUACACUCGCACGGGGCGCCGCGUUGUGAGUACCCCUAUAUAUAUACGCACACAUAAUAAUAAUACCUCGAAAAGUUCUCGAGCGAGUGAGUAAGGAGAUUCGUCUUUGUACGUGUAUACUUGUGCGCGAAGGUGUGUCUGUGUGUAUUCGUGCGUUAAUACAUUGCAACAACUGCAGCAGCGGACUGCAGUCGUCCGAAGGAGAGAUCCGAGAAGACAAAGAGAGAGAGAGAGAGAGAAGCUGCUGCUGCCGCCGCUGCUUGCCGAGUUGCCGUCGCUUUGCCCGCGCGCACCGCCGUCGCCGUUGCUGAUGCUACUACGUACGGCUGCUGCUGCUACAGCUACAGCUACUUGCACACAAGUCUACUGUACUGUGCCGAUGUUGGCGAGUCGCUGGCUUGCCAUAACCUCAAAAGGCGAGUCAUAAAGAGUAGAAGAGGAACAAGUUUCAUCAGUGUCGGCUAUAACAACAGUGCUCCGGACACAGUGUGUUGUGGGUGUGAGAGUGCUUUCUGUUCUUUUAUCUCGAGCGACGCUAUUUAGUUUUACUUUGAUUACAUAUAUAUUUUGUUCAUGAGCGUCGUGCACAUCGUGUGUCUGUGUAUUAAAAAAAUAUAUACACGCAACGAUCCCUCGAGCCUUAGUGCGUUUUGGUUCGGGCUCGGUUUCCUCGACUCCCCAACAGACCAGUAGCAGCAUCAUCGUCGUCGUCAUCUCUCCCUGAGACGAUAAAGUCAGCGAACGAACGUCUUUUGUGGCGCCAAGAGACAUUACGAAGGGUAUAUAAAUCCGUGAAUGGACAAGGACAACAAUCAUCACGCGAACAACAUAAUGCUGCAACACGGAGGCUCGAACGUAGGCCUUAUGGGCGGCCAAGGACAGGCUGGACAGAACAGCGCUGCUUACGGCAACAUGGGCCAGGUCGGCGACGGCCAGGCCGGUCAGGGUCCCGAGCAGAGCGUCGAAGCGCGCAAGCAGGACAUCAGCGAGAUUCUCCAGCAGAUCAUGAACAUCACAGACCAGAGUCUCGACGAGGCGCAAGCCAGGAAACACACGCUCAACUGUCACAGAAUGAAGCCAGCCCUGUUUUCGGUUCUGUGCGAGAUCAAGGAAAAAACAGUUCUGUCGCUGAGAAACACGCAAGAGGAAGAGCCCCCAGAUCCACAAUUGAUGCGCCUGGACAACAUGCUGAUAGCCGAAGGUGUAGCCGGACCCGAGAAGGGCGGUGGCGUUGGGGCUGCUGCCUCUGUGUCCGCGGCAGCCGCAGCUGCUGGACCCCCUGGACAGCCCGACAACGCCAUCGAACAUUCGGAUUACCGAGCCAAACUCGCGCAGAUCCGCCAAAUUUACCACCAAGAGUUGGAAAAAUAUGAACAGGCCUGCAACGAGUUUACCACCCACGUGAUGAAUCUGUUGAAGGAACAGAGUCGCACCCGACCCAUAACUCCCAAGGAAAUCGAGAGGAUGGUUCAAAUUAUACACAAAAAGUUCUCCAGCAUUCAGAUGCAGCUGAAACAAUCGACGUGCGAGGCCGUGAUGAUUCUCAGAAGUCGUUUCCUCGACGCCAGACGCAAGCGACGAAACUUCAGCAAGCAGGCGUCGGAAAUUCUCAACGAGUACUUCUAUUCACACCUAAGCAAUCCGUAUCCGAGCGAAGAGGCCAAGGAAGAGCUCGCCAGAAAGUGUGGAAUCACAGUCAGUCAGGUUUCCAAUUGGUUUGGCAACAAGAGAAUCCGAUACAAGAAGAAUAUAGGAAAAGCUCAAGAGGAAGCUAACUUGUAUGCGGCUAAAAAAGCUGCCGCAGCUUUUGCAGGAGCCUCGCCGUACAGUAUGGGCGGCGCGAGCCAAGGCACACCGACACCCAUGAUGUCGCCAGCGCCACCGGGCGCGCCACAAGACAUGGCAUACGGCAUGGGCAUCAACGGCAGUGAUUACGGCUCGCAAGGCUACAACGACGGCUCAAUGGGUUACGAUCCAAUGCACCAGGUAAAUAAUCCAAGGGAGCGCCAUGACUACGAUGAUGAGUAGACUCAUCGGCUACUAUAACGUAACGUGACUGAGUGACACAAAUUUCCGCACGGAGUAAGUAUGAAAUCGCCACGGUAGAUGUAAAUUUUAACUUUUGUAACGCCGAUGAAGCUGGAACAAGCGGUGACUCGCAAUGGACAUUGACCAGCGAGUUUGAGUUUGCCAACUUCGCAAACACGCGCAAAAAAACAAAAUACGCAACGACCAUGUACACUCGCAACAAUUACUUCGCAUGUAGCACGCAUUACUUUAAGUUAUAAAACAUCUCUCAUCGCGUCCUUUAUAUACAGAGAAAAAAACGAUAGACAACGUGUGCAAUAGAUUCUGUUUAUGCUGAUUCAAAUCUCAAGGGUGCUCGAAAAAUAGUUUAGAAGUUUUCAAUCAAUCUCAGCAGUUCGAUAAUUUUAAAAAUAUUAGAUAAAAUGUAUUGUAAACUGACAAAGUGUGCAAUAAGAUUUUACAGUAAUAAUAUUUAUACGCCUAGACUUAAAUGAUGGAAGGAAAAAGAUACUAUUGUUUUAUUAAAAGUAAGCAUUUUUAUGCAAGAAUUUCUGCAUCGGCCUAAAUACGUAAAAAAAUGUGUCUUACACUACGAUUAAUCAAAAAAAUUUAUAUAAGCUUUAGCAUGUACUUUUGCACGUUGAUCGAGUAUUUGAUACAUAAUCUCCAUUUUGAAUAACGAUAAAUUUUAUAUUGUAGUUUAUGAACAAUAGUUCACUUCGGGUUGUUUGUUACAUAUUAAAAAGAAUCAAUUGUGAAUAAUACAUAUCAGCAUAGUAUGUACUGCGAAAAUAGCAAAACUUGAGCACUUGCUAGAUGCUCCUAGAGCAAAUCAUAUUAGUAACAACUCAAAUAGCCACCAGAGUUGAUGUACUGAAAAAAAAAAACAACAUGAAAAAACUAUGAAUGGCUCAGGGCAAGCCAAUGUCUGAUGGUUGGAUUAUGCAUUAUCAAGGCCAUCAGACCGUAUCAGAUUAUCAGUCAUAUUAAGGUGUCGAUUCUGCCGAUUCGGACUCAGAUCAAGAAAACAACAGAAAACCACGCAGAUAAAAGCUCUCAAAACAGCGAUUUUUGUCAGACAAAUUCGUUGUAGAUACGCACAUGUUCGAUGGUGGCUAAUUUGCUUAUCGCGUUUUUAAUUUAGGACUUUUUUCUUUUCGUGUAUCGCAAUUAUUAUGCAUAGUUUAAUUGUAUGCAGAUUGAUAUUUUAAUGUUUUGAUAUUAUGUAAAUUUAGGUUUUAUCUUGUAUAAUCUAAGUUCGCGAGUAUAGACUAUGUAAAAUAGAGAAAAGAAACAGUGAUGAAAACUUGACACAGUGAAUCAUGAUUGCGUGAUUGAUGAACGUACUUUAUUUGUAUUUCUUAACUUGUUGUAGAUGUGUCGAUCAUGACAUGCAAAUUAUUUUAUUACUUAAUUUUGAAAGCGAAUUAUAAUCAUCAGUUUGGAAUGCUCGUCAUACGUUAUUUAUUAUUACUUGCCCGAUAAUAUUUACAAAAAGUCAAAUUAAUUUUAAUUUAUCCAGGAUCAUAUGAUUAAUAUACAUUAAAUGUAUAAUUAGAGGUGAGAUGUUAAUAUUAGGUGACUCUCUAUUCCUUAUGAUUGAAUAAGGAUGAAGAGAGCAUCGCGUACGGAUUAGUUACUAUCACAUACGCUAGUUUGCUGCUAAACAAUUUACGAGCGCCCAUUUUUCACUCUCUAACUUUUUUUAAUCAAACUUGUUUCGUGCCUUUUGUCGUUAUGCGUAUAUUAUAAUUAUUAU